GAACACAGUAUUUUGUUGUCAAUCCCGUACUGACCACAGGAUGGCGGUAAUGAUCUCAGUAGCUUUACCAACCACAGUAAGAAGCAGAAACGCUAAAUAAAAGGUUGGUGCGGUUCUGCUCAUCACUGGAAAAUGCUAAACAUAACCACCUCUCAUUUCAAGUGCGGACAUCAUUUCUAGUAUUCCUUUAAUACAGAUUUAUCUGUUUCAUCAGCAACAGUAGCGUGAGAGCGGCUAGUUAGCUUCCGAGCUAAGUGAGAAGCUAAGUGUUCGAGGAGAAGAAGCUCUUUCCUUUUAAAGGCGCAGGCGCUGAGAAAACUGCCACAUUUUCAGACACUGGAUCGUUUCGAGGAUUUUCCCGAGGAACAGAGACGAGUUUUGCCGGCCUUCCUCCGCAUCAUGUCGGCUUUGGAGCAACUCCAGUGUUGACCUCAAAGAACCAACAACCAGAGAGAUGAAGGAGCAACAGCAGGAAGCAGAACUCCAGCCGAUGACCGGGAUAAAAGAAGAAACAGAACCUCAACCAAUUAAAGAGGAACAUGUUGAGUUGUCCAUCUUUAAAGAUGAAGGACCAUUUGUGGUGAAGCAGGAGGGCAGCAGCUUCAUGGUGAAUCCUGCACAUGAAUCAGAGCUCCAGCAGACGACGGAGACUAAAGAGGAACCAGAACCUGUAGAGGUUAAAGAGGAACUCUGCAGUGAUCAGACUGAAGAUCAGCUUGUAGUGAAGCAGGAGGCUGAAACCUUCUUGGUGUCUCCUAGUUGUGAGCAAAAAGACAACGGUGAACCUAACAAGAACCAACAGCAGCCAGGAAGCAACCAGAAAGACUCUGGAACAAGUGGAGAAAAAGAUCUGAAGCCAGACAGGAGACAUCAGGACACCAGAAAUCACAGGGACGAUGUGGACAAGUCAAAACCAAAGAGACAAAGAAAAAAACUGCCCACUUGUGAAAUGUGUGGAAAAAGUUUCACUCAGCUCAGGUACCUGACUGCUCACCUGAGAACUCACACGGGUGGGAAACCAUUCAAAUGUACGACCUGUGGAAGAGGUUUUAUUAAGCAGAAUAACUUGACUAAACAUGUAAGGAUUCAUACGGGUGAGAAACCGUACCCCUGUGAAUUCUGUGAUAAAUCCUUCAGAACCAGCAGUCAGUGGGAUAGUCACACUAGAACCCACACAGGUGAGAAACCCUUUUCCUGUCCCACUUGUGGAAAACGCUUCUAUAGGCGCUUUGACAUGACCAUCCAUGUGAGAACCCACACAGGAGAGAAGCCGUUUUCAUGUCAGAUUUGUGGAGAGCGAUUCAUCAGAAAGACCACCUUUAAAAUCCAUGUGAGAGCUCACACAGAGGAGAAGCCGUAUGCCUGUACGGUCUGCGGCUCGUCCUUCAGGCUUGGCUACGAUCUGGCUCGUCACAUGAGGAUUCACACGGGCGAAAAGCCGUUCUCAUGCCCAACCUGCGGGAAAUGCUUCAGGGUGAGAGGCAGUUUAAAUGAACAUCUGAGAGUUCACACAGGUGAGAAGCCUCAUCCGUGUUUGACCUGUGGAAAAAGUUUCACCCGGAAGCGUAAUCUGACGAUUCACAUGAGAACCCACACAGGCGAGAAGCCGUUUUCUUGUGAUGACUGCGGUAAAUCCUUCUCUGACAACACUGUGCUGAUCAACCACAUGAGAACCCACACAGGCGAGAAGCCCUUCUCAUGUCCUGUAUGUGGGAAAAGUUUUGCUAAAAGAUACACCUUGACGGUGCACAUGAAGACCCACACACGUGAGAAGCCGUUUUCCUGCCAGUCGUGUGGUGAGGCUUUUACAUCAAGACGUAAACUGACUAAACAUGUCUGCAGUUAAUUCCUAGAAUACCUGCAAACAUUAGCAUAAUGAAUAAACCACUCAAUCCUUUCUGUGCUUGGAGUGCUGCUGCCAUCUGCUGGACAUAUUAUACCCAGAGGAAGAUUUACAGUAGAAUCUGAGAUUUUUCUGGUUUUCUCAGAUGCUGCUGAUCUUAUUUCAUUUCUUUGUUGUUGGAAGAAAUGGUUCAUGUUUUUUUCACCAUACUUAUUGAAGUCAUGACUCUGCUUCCAGAUGUGUUUGACUGAACAUCAGCUGGACUUCAUGUUUCCUAAAGACUCUUCACUUUUCAUUCAACAUGACCUGAGCCACUUCCGUACGUGGAGCUAAUUCUGAUACGUAUCCGAUUGUUUCAAAGCGUCUGCAGUCUGAAAGGUCAGCUCACAUUUUAACUGCUCACAAUGAACAGUUAAAGUUCAACUGUUCACAUUGAAGACUCACUGCAGUUAAAUAAAUUAUAAUAAUAAUGUAAUAAAUUAGCAGCAUAAACGACCAGGCAAAAAAAACAAACUUAUUUCAGCAAAAAUGUUGAAUUAACCAUCAAGGCCUGCUGUGUGAAUUUCAUGAGACUGAACUGUUUGUGGUUUGCUACCAGAUGUCAGAUGAAUCUCUUUGAGACACAAUAUAUGUCGUAUCUAAAUAAAUGAGAAAU
This is a messenger RNA of Xiphophorus hellerii (green swordtail), 2498 nucleotides long. RefSeq names its product gastrula zinc finger protein XlCGF57.1-like. The transcript has 2 exons. Gene Ontology annotation, biological process: regulation of transcription by RNA polymerase II. Bases 455 to 1846 code for a protein of 463 amino acids. Gene Ontology annotation, molecular function: DNA-binding transcription factor activity; RNA polymerase II cis-regulatory region sequence-specific DNA binding. Lineage: Eukaryota; Metazoa; Chordata; Actinopteri; Cyprinodontiformes; Poeciliidae. The record is from RefSeq and is a predicted model, not a curated record.